AUGACCCCACUUAAAACAACUUCAUCUGGUUGGGUAGAAAUAUUCUCCACUUUUCCUGAUAACUUUGUCAAUACAUCAUCCCUCACAUCUCUCAAACUUCCCCACUGUGGGUUAUAUGGGGAGUUCCCUAUUGGUGUUUUCCAUCUACCAAACUCAGAGGUUCUUUAUGUUCACAAGGACUUUAAGCUAACAGGUUAUUUUCUUAACUUCAACAGGAACGAUUCCUUCAAGAAAUUGAGCGUUGGGGAAGCAAGUUUCUCUGGUCCACUGCCUAUGUCUAUUGGAAAUCUUCGUUCCUUAACUUUUUCGAACCUCAAAAAUUUAAAGAAACUUCGAUUAUCGUCCAACCAACUUUCUCUGCAAAUUAAACCCAAUUUGAAUGCUACUCUUCCAAAGUUUCAAAUUAUGAGGUUGGUUUCAUGCAACUUAACAGAGUUUCCAGAGUUUUCAAAAAACCAGGACGAGUUGUACGACCUAAACUCUUCUAACAACAGGAUUCAUGGCCAAAUACCAAAAUGGUUCUGGAAUACAUCUAGAAAAACUCUGAAGAAUCUGGCUCUGUCGCAUAACGUCUUAACAGGUCUCGAGUCAUUUGACCGAAAUCCACCCAUUCUUACAUGGAAAAAUCUGGUGUUUUUUGCAGUAAGGUCUAACUUGUUACAAGGUUCACUGCCAAUUCCACCCCAAUCAAUCAUAACUUAUGAUGUUGCAAACAAUGAUUAUAAUGGUGAUAUUUCGCCACUAUUCUGCAGCAUGAAUGUACAAGUUCUUGAUUUGGCGGACAACAACCUAAGUGGUAUGCUUCCACAAUGUUUGGGGAACUCUAGUGCUUUGGAAAUACUCAACUUGUCGAACAAUUCUUUUAAUGGAGAUAUUCCUCAACUAUGUCCAAACAAAAAUAGUUUGAGAAUGGUAGAUUUAAGCGACAAUCAUUUGCAGGGGAAGGUACCAAGGGAACUGCCAGUGUUAAAGGCUCUCAUUUUGCUUUAUAAUGAAUUUCGUGGAAUAAUUGGGAAGCCUUCAAGUAACCAUGAGUUCCCAAACUUAUGCAUCAUUUAUCUAUCUCACAAUGGUUUUUCCGGUAUGUUGCCCUCUAACUACUUGGAGAACUGGAAUUUCGUGAAAUUUGUUAAUGAAACCAAUCAAACUUAUUUUGAAGUAUCUUCAACCAACGCAACUAAUGCCACUUAUAUCUAUCAAUACAAGAUCACAAUUCUUGCCAAAGGAGCUGAGUUGAAAUAUUUGAAGACCCCUUAUCUUCUGAGACUUAUAGAUCUAUCAAGCAAUAGAUUUGAAGGAGAGAUUCCAGCAGGUAUCAUUGGGAAACUAAGAGACCUUCAUUUGCUGAACCUCUCCAACAACACUCUCAGUGGUCUCAUACCCUCAUCUCUUGGGAACUUGACAGCUCUUGAAUCAUUGGAUCUCUCUGGAAACCAGCUAUCAGGAAGUAUCCCCAAUUCAUACCAAGGAAACUCGGGUUUGUGUGGAAAACCUCUGUCAAAGAAAUGCAAGGAUUCAGAGAGCUCAACAUCGUCACCACCUUCGAUCUUUGAAGAAGAUGAAGACCCUGAAAUUGCAUUUAAGUUUGAUUGGUACAUGGUUCUUCCAAGAGUUUUUUGUGGUCUAAUUGUCGGAUUCGUUGCCGGGGACGCUUUUGCAGACAAGAAGCAUGAAUGGUUUGUAGAGACAUUUAGCAAGAGGAGGAGGCAGUUAAUAUAG
This is a messenger RNA of Pyrus x bretschneideri (Chinese white pear), 1719 nucleotides long. RefSeq names its product receptor like protein 27-like. Gene Ontology annotation, molecular function: protein binding. The transcript is spliced from 4 exons. Bases 1 to 1719 code for a protein of 572 amino acids. NCBI's taxonomy places the organism in Eukaryota, Viridiplantae, Streptophyta, Magnoliopsida, Rosales, Rosaceae. The record is from RefSeq and is a predicted model, not a curated record.